Messenger RNA from Phacochoerus africanus (Common warthog), 1643 nucleotides. Its product is annotated as olfactory receptor 4D2-like. The transcript has a single exon. The record is from RefSeq and is a predicted model, not a curated record. The coding region runs from base 100 to 1038 and encodes 312 amino acids. Gene Ontology annotation, cellular component: membrane. Gene Ontology annotation, molecular function: olfactory receptor activity; G protein-coupled receptor activity. Lineage: Eukaryota; Metazoa; Chordata; Mammalia; Artiodactyla; Suidae. Gene Ontology annotation, biological process: G protein-coupled receptor signaling pathway.
AAUGUCCAUCACCUAGACCUGGACAACUCAGUUGGAGCCUCUGAGCACUAAUGCAUCUUUCUGGGGGUCUGUUUUCUUUAGGUGUAUGGGGAAGACACCAUGGAACCAGGCAACCUCACCUGGGUAUCAGAAUUUGUCUUCCUGGGACUCUCACAGACUCGGGAGCUCCAGCUCCUCUUGUUCCUGGUGUUCCUGUUUGUCUACACCACCACUGUCAUAGGAAACCUCCUCAUCACGGUCACGGUGACCUCUGAUUCUCGGCUCCACACACCCAUGUACUUUCUGCUCCGAAACCUGGCUCUCUUGGACCUCUGUUUCUCCUCCGUCACUGCUCCAAAGAUGCUGGUGGACUUGCUGUCUGAGAAGAAGACCAUCUCCUAUGAGGGGUGCAUGGCCCAGCUCUUCUUCUUCCACUUUCUGGGAGGUGCCAUGGUCUUCUUCCUCUCAGUGAUGGCCUAUGACCGCCUGGUUGCCAUCUCCCGGCCCCUCCACUAUGUCACCAUCAUGAACACUCAGCUCUGUGUGGGGCUGGUGGUGGCUAGCUGGGUGGGAGGCUUUGUCCAUUCCAUCUCCCAACUGGCUCUGAUGCUCCCACUGCCCUUCUGUGGUCCCAAUGUCCUAGACAACUUCUACUGUGACGUUCCCCAAGUGCUGAGACUCGCCUGCACUGACACCUCCCUCCUGGAGUUCCUCAUGAUCUGCAACAGUGGGGUGCUGGUCCUCAUCUGGUUCCUCCUCCUCCUCCUCCUCUCCUACUCCGCCAUCCUGGUGAUGCUGAGGGCCCACUCGGGGCAGGCGAGGAGGAAGGCAGCUUCCACCUGCACCACCCACAUCGUCGUGGUGUCCAUGGGCUUCAUCCCAAGCAUUUACCUCUAUGCCCGGCCCUUCGCCUCCUUCCCCGUGGACAAGGCCGUGUCCAUCAGCCACACGGUCAUGACCCCCAUGCUCAACCCCCUGACCUACACCCUGAGGAACCAGGAGAUGCAGGCAGCCGUAAAGAGGCUUGGGAGGCACUGGGUGCUUUUUAAAAGGGAGUGACAGUGAUGGGAUCACUUCUCUUUGGCUUUGUUUUCCAUAUGCAUGUGGAAAGAGAGCUGCCAUAUCUUCUGUCUUCAUACCUUGUGGAUAUGUUCUGAGGGUCAUUGAGGCAUGAAUGAGUAUUGAAACCCAACCACUUCCUCAGAUUUUUAGAAAAAAGGAAAAUAUCUUUUCUAUGUGAUGGAUGAUUUGAACACUCCAGUGACGACAAGAUGUGUUGUCAUGGAGACCUUCCAAAAGCCACACCUCUUUUCUUCCUUCUGGAUGGACAGUUUCCUCUUAGGAUGACAGCAUUUCCCCAGAGGAGCAGUUCUGCUGUCUGUAUUUUGACCUCUUUUCUCAGCACCCCAUUUUGGUGUGAGUCUGGAAGGCAGAGUCUUAAACCUUAAAAUAGAGACCCCAACCUAUCAUUUACUAAAACAAUGACCUUGGAUGAACCACCUUGCCUCUCUUGGCCUCAUGACUUCCUCAAAAAUCUCACUAAAAUGAACAUCUGACCCCAAACCUCCCCGUUUUUUUGUAAGAAUCAAACCCCUCAAAAUUGUGAGAAAACAUUAGGUGAAGCAUUUAACUGUAUUUUACUUAUUUUCAAGUUUGUAAUUGUC